AUGCAAGAAAGCCGGAUACAUUUUUACGACUUGACAGUCAUCCUCUUGAGAACUCUUGCAGCUUUAGCACUCCCGCCGACAACAUGCGUUGUACGCUUGCUCGGAGAUCAGAUCACUGUGGAGCAGAUGUCCAACAAGGUUCCUUCUUGGCAGGUGGACCCCAACUCAUACCGGAUCUUCGUUGGAGGGCUUCGAAAGACGACCACAGAGGACCGCAUCCAUGCGCACUUUGCCAGAUUUGGCGAGGUCCAGGUUGUGGAGAUCAAGCGCCAGCCCGAUGGCACUUCUCGAGGGUUUGCCUUCGUGCGAUUUGCUCGGCUUGACUCUGUGGAUCGCGCAAUCGAGGCCCACGCACAGCACAUGAUCGACAACAAGUGGGUUGAUGUGAAACGACACGAUAAUGAUGCCCACUCCGCUGGGCCCGCUUCUGCCUACCGGGACGACCGAGAGCGGAAGAAGAAACAGGCUACGGCGAGUAGCGAUGACGAUGCUGUGGACGACCGCAAGGCUGCACGUUCGAUGCUGCAACAGUCAAUGAAAACUGCCAUGGGACAGGUCGACGGCGACGAGAAGGCCGAGAAAGGUGACGAGCCUGAGCAUGAGUCCGGCAAUGAUGAUGGGAAUGAUGAGCAUGAUGAACCCGAUGAUGAUGGCCUCCAUGAACCCCAUGAUGGCCAUGAAUAUGAUGGGUAUGCAGUCCAGGUGGUGAUGCAGCAAAUGGGGAGCCCAAAGCUGGAAGUUGCGCACAAAGCAAUGGCGCGGGAAACUUUGGAAGUGUUCCAGGUGAGGGGGUGUGUGGGCAAGGCUGCGUGGGUGGUCAUGGCUGCUGUGGUGGCUUUGGCUGCGGUGCUUGUGGUGGCUGCCCUGGUUGCGCUGGCUGUGGUGGCUGCACUGGCUGCGGGGCCUGUGGUAGCUGUGGCGGCUGCGCUGGCUGUGGUGGCUGUGCUGGCUGUGGAAGCUGUGGUGGCUGUGGUGGCUGCGCUGGCUGCGGUGGCUGCGCUGGCUGUGGUGGCUAUCGUGGCUGUGGUGGCUGUGGUGGCUGCGCCGGCUGCGGAGCUUGUGCUGGUUGCGGUGGUUGUGCUGGUUGUGGUUGCUGUGGUGGAUGUAGCUGUUGUGGUGGCUGUAGUGCAAGCCCUGGUUGCUGUUGUGGUGGGGGUUGUGGCAACUGCGUGUUGGCCGCAGGUCCUGGCAACGGCCUCAGCUUCGACUGUACAAGAGUCGAGCGAGAUUUUCGCUUCCGGUCUUCCGAGGGCCAGCACCGAGCCUGGCGGUGGCUUCGUUGGUGGCAGCACUGAGGGCGGAGAGGAGACAGAGCUGCAAAGGAGACGAAGGCAAAACGGUGGCAACAAUGAGAGCAAAAACGGCACGAGGCAGCACGGCAGCACUGCAGCACCGACAACGCAUGAAGAGGUCAGUGCCAUCAGCCAGCCUCCUCUCGACAUAGAAGCAAUUGCAGUUCUGCUGCAGCGAAGGCUGCUUGCAAUCAGCGUCGAGGAAGCCCGACGGCGGGAACAGAAAGCACAUGAGGACGCGAAAGCUCGGGGUGCAAAUUCAGUCAGCACCCAGGCCGUUGAUUCGAUGUUCUCGGUGUUAUUUGGCCUUGGGAUCGCCUGCUGGUAUUUUGACUGGUUCGCGGUGAGAGAGCAGACGCGCGUGGAGCGCUUGACUUCCUGGCUCCGAUCCCGCGAGGUUGCUGUUGUCGCCUUUGAGCUGGACAACGUCAUGUGCUGCAGGUCGCGCGGCGAGAAAGGUGUCACACUUUUCCAGCUCGAGGACUACUUUGCAGGAGUCAGCCAAGAAUUUGUCGAGGUUGCGGCUGCGCUGGCACGCCGCGGCUUUUUCAUGUCUGCUGUCGUGCACGGCAGGCCUAACGAAGGCGGUGACCGCAGAGAUGCAGUGCAGUCGUCACGUUGGUGGCAGAGCUCGAAGGAGGCGAAUCAGCCAGAGCUCGUGGAUGGUGCAGAGCUUGCCAGAAAGCUCAUCGCAAGCCGGUGUCCCGAAGCUCUCUCCAGCUUCAAGGUUUUCACCUGUGUGGGUGGUCCUCUUCAGUCCAGGCCAGUGUCAUUGAACAGGGCUGGGCCGUCGGAGGAGGUCGGCAGAGUGAUGUCCAGCGUGGAUGAUUGCAUCCAGUACGUUGCGAAGGAGCACCGAGUUUCCGCUCGGCGGGUUGUUCUUUUCACGGCUUCGAAAGAGCUGGCUCGAGAUGGAGCCGAUGAGAGCUGGACAGCCAUCCAUGUUCCGAGUUCCACCGAAGGCUUCCGCUUCGAUGACAUACAGCUCCCAAAAGACGGCGAGUCAGGUUGGUUCGAGCUGCCAGAGAUCAUCUUCAACAAGGUGCUGCACUUGAUACGGCUGGCCUGA
Molecule: messenger RNA, 2361 nt
Organism: Symbiodinium sp. CCMP2592
Lineage: Eukaryota; Dinophyceae; Suessiales; Symbiodiniaceae
Source: the annotation of a GenBank genome assembly